This is a messenger RNA of Symbiodinium sp. CCMP2456, 1425 nucleotides long. The record is from the annotation of a GenBank genome assembly. Lineage: Eukaryota; Dinophyceae; Suessiales; Symbiodiniaceae.
AUGAUGGUGGUGGGCUUGCUGCUCCUGACCUCAUCGAUUCAGCUAGGCCAGGCAGCUGCCGCGGAGAUGCCACAGGUCCUGACUUCCCUGCCGCAAGAAGCUCGAGCGGCCAGGACCGCAUCGAAGGAGGCCGUCGCCUACCUGAACCGGCACAUCUUCGCGGGGAAUGUGCUGAAGCCUUUGGGUGGUGGCGUGGAGCAGUGGGUGGUGUCCUUUUGCCCAAGAUGGUGGCAACCAUGCCAACAGCUGGAGCAGAUCUUCGUAGAAGCGGCACAACAUUGGCAAAGUGAGCUGAACACGGACCCUUCAAUUCUGCGGGUGCGGUUUGCGCAGGUUGACUGCGCUGUGGACAAGGUUCUCUGCAACGAUCAGCAUGUGACAACAUAUCCAAUGGUAGCCAUCUACCGUGGUGGAAUUCAGAUUGGCUUGAAAGGUAUCGCAAGAGAGCAGAGCGUGACUGCGCUUGAGCAGUUUCUGCAGACCAGUCUCCAGCUCGUUCCAAAAUCUCAGGGCACCGAGGCGUAUGGAGAGCCUUCUUCCUUACAGCUGGGCAAGCUUUCAGCCAGCCUCGGGCAAGCUCAUCUUUCGUGGCCCCUGGAGAUGCUGGCGGUUUGUUGGCAGAAUUCAUGCGAUCUCCUGCUGGCAACGGCGUUGUUGUUGGUGAGCCUGCGGUUCCUACAUUACUCUCCUGAGGAUCACUGGGCACUCUUCCGUUUCCUUCUUGCCCUGGGGUCCUUCACCGGCUGUCGACCGCUGAUCAUCGAACUAUGGAGAUCGCUGGCUGGCGGUGAAGAGUUCGAGUUUCAGCCAGCCAUUCCUCCAGAGGCCCUUUCGAUGGAAACGGAGCUCGAGAACGAGAGGCGGAAGUGGCAGCUCUACGAGGCAGUGCAAGUACAGAAGCUCGCCUUGGAGACUGAAGUCGCAGACCUCCGCAUGGACGUCACUGGCACUGCGCCCAUGCAGGUUGUGAAUGAGGUUUUGCGCCCUUUUGGGACGGGUGCCUUCCACGCUGCCGUGGAAGUUCAUGGGAGGGAGUGGAGCUACGGGCAGACGGUGAGGGGUCAUGGAAUCUUUGAAAACCAGCCGGGAGAGUGCCAAGAGCACUCCUACCGAGAGGCUAUUCACAUGGGCUGCACAGACUUUUCCCCUUUCGAAGUGCGGAUGCUUCUUUCCGAGAUGGCCAAGCGCUGGCCGGGUCGCGAGUACGACUUGUUGAACAAGAAUUGCUGCCACUUCAGCGAUGAGCUCUGCCAACUUCUCGGAGUUGGACAGCUUCCCUCCUGGGUCUGGCCCUCAGGGCCGUUUUCAGAAGGGCGUGGGGCAAAAGGUCGGGCCAUAGAGGCGCGUGCUGGGUUCGAGCGCAGUGCGUCAAGAUGUUGUAAACGAUUGCAAGGAAUGACUGCCCGUAGCCAACAGCAAACAUAA